Messenger RNA from Ceratina calcarata, 5527 nucleotides. RefSeq names its product beta-1,4-glucuronyltransferase 1. The record is from RefSeq and is a predicted model, not a curated record. The transcript is spliced from 6 exons. Bases 837 to 2336 code for a protein of 499 amino acids. Lineage: Eukaryota; Metazoa; Arthropoda; Insecta; Hymenoptera; Apidae.
UGCUGUUGCUCGAACAGUGUAGUUGCCAGAGGGAGGCGUUUCGGUUUGCGCGCCGCUGGUCCCUUUCUCUUCGGGCCGAUGUCACGCUCACGGCUCGCUUUUUCGAAUCGCAUCGGUUAGGUGCACGCACACACGGCACGUCAGGUCACCAGCAGCAACAGCGGCAAGAGCAGACAGUAAUAACCCGUCCCCCGCGAGCAUCUCCCUAUAUGCUGUCGUGUCUCUCCCACACGGAGCGGCCCGAAAACUCCGCAGCAGCAUCAUCACCGUCACCGCGUCGAGGCGUACCCUCGCCCUCGACGAAACCGAGCCGUCGCCUCGUGAUCGUCAACGGCGACGACGACGACGACGACGGGCCGACGUGCGAUCGAACGAACGUGAAUCCACGCGAGUUUCGAAGCGAGCAAACGCAGCCGCCGCCGCCGCCGCCGCCGCUGGCGCCGGUCACAGGGACGUGGAAACCGGGAGUGGUGAACCGCGGUCGCGACGAUGCACGUCGGCGGCUCGCAGUGCUUCUCGUGACUGGACGUGAUGAUUCGUGCUGCGACGACGACGACCACGACGACCACGACGACGCGGCGAGGAAGACGUCGACGGCGACGACGGCCUACUGGAUUCGGAAUCGUUCGCGACGUUUCACUGAACCAGGAGAUGUCACGUUGAACGGACUUACAGAGGGAGCAAGGAGGCGGUCGCGGAUAUUAACGAUGCCCAGAUCCUGAUCACGGAGCUCGCAAGGUCCCUGAGGUGUGGGAUGGUGAAAUCUAGAACCGAACACGUGGUCACGGUCCUGAAAGAACGGUAGCUGGGUGGUUGGUCCUGGGGGAGACUGAAGAAUGAGCAUGUUCAGCAUACUGCGUAGAAAUUGGGCACUGCGGGUGUCGGUGGUGCUCAACAUCUGCGUGUUGCUCUACGUGUGCGCCCACUUCGGCUCCUCCGGGCCGUGGAUCGAGGAACCGCCGACGAACUGGGCCGCGCCGCUGCAGUCGGAAACGUUCAGCGUCGUAGAACUGGUGAACGGAACGCAGAAAGGCGCGACGUCCUCCUCGGUGCCGGCCACCAAACUAGCCAACGCCAGCAAGGGCGGAAACGCGACCAGGGCGAAACUAGUCACCACUAAACCGACGCCCGACGCUACUAAAUCCGCGAUCAUCGACAGGGUCGAAAAGAACAAUCAGACGACGAAGAACAGCGGGCCGGUGGUGAGGCCGACGAUGAGCCUGCAGGAAGCGGUGCCGUGCAACGAGAAGUCGACGGAACCGAGACGGGCGCAGCGGGGAGAUUACUGGGUCCUAUAUAAUUACGUACCGAUGAGCAUGGCGGUCAGGUGCUGGGAGAGCGUCACGUACACCACGCACGCGGACUAUACGUUCCUGGACAAUCUGGAGCCGCUCCUGGAACGGUGGAGGGCGCCGAUAUCGAUCGCGAUGCACGCCCCUGGCACGGACUUCGCGGCGACCGUCGACGCAAUCAAGUACUUGAGGAACUGCGCCAACCCUCUGGUCUCACAGCUGGUCACCUUCCACGUUUUCUUCAGCAGCAAACACGUGCCAAAAGCGGUGCCGCCAGCCGAGAAAGUCUGGGCGGACACGUACAACUGCUCGCUGGGAGCGCCUUGGGUGAACGUCACGCUUUCGAAGAUGUACAAAAACGAGAAGAAACUGUUGUACCCGGUGAACGUAGGUCGGAACAUAGCGAGGGAGUCGGCGCCAACGCAUUACGUCUUCGCCAGCGACAUCGAGCUCUACCCGAGCCCGAAUCUACCAGCGAAAUUUCUAGAGAUGAUCCGCAAACGGGAUCAGCCGGCUCUUUACAAACCGAACCCGAAGGUGUUCGUGCUGUCGAUCUUCGAGGUCGAUGAGAAGAACCAGCCGCCGAGCAACAAGACGCGUUUGGUUCAGAUGUUGAAAGCGGGCACGGCGAUUCCGUUUCAUAAAAAGCUGUGCUCCGGCUGCCACAACGUUCCCCGGAGCAAGGAGUGGCAAGAGGCGCCGGAGACCGAGGGUCUUCACGUGUUCCACGUCGGCAAGAGGACUGGCAGUUUCGUGCACUGGGAGCCGAUCUUCAUCGGGACCAAUAACGACCCUCUGUACGACGAGAGGCUCAGCUGGGAAGGCAAGAGCGAUAAAAUGACGCAGGGUUACGCGUUAUGUGUGCUCGAUUAUGACUUCCUGAUCCUGGACAACUCGUUCCUGGUACAUCGACCGGGUAUCAAGAUCUUCAAGAAGGACCCGCAUAGGGAGAUGCUCACGGCGAAGACGAACGCGUUGAUCAAAAAGAUCAUCGUCCCGGAGCUGAAGAUUCUUUACGGCACGCGGAAGGGCUGCGCCGUGUAGCCCGUGGCGAAGCGGGCGCGACGCGUGCUCCGCGGUUGUCCUCCGGGCAGGUGGCAGCGGAUCGCUCCAUCCGACGACCGGUACAGGAACAGUAACCGAAAGCUGGCUGGAUCCGCUCGGCCACAGUUUCUCAGAGUUCCCGGGCCGGCCAACCUUCCGAUGAACGUUCGUUGCGAUCGAUAACGGCGCAAAAUGAAUGCCUCGUUGCUCGAUGGAUUUUCCUACGACUGGUAGUUCCUGCAGUUCCUCUUCGUUUUCGCGUCGACAGUUCUUUGUUCGCAGUAUAAACCUGUCACGGCAGCAUACAUAAAUCAGAAUUGGUAAACGUGUCGAUCGGACUGACGAUAAGAACGUUUCUCUUUUUUAUAUGUACACGUAUCGAGGUCUCUGUUCUCGAGGAAAUCGUGUAUCGAACAAACAUCGCGCGUUAAGAUCUAUCGGUAGUGUAGCAAAACGCUUUCUGGACGUUUGCACGAUGUGUCUCGGCCGAUGGUCGACGGACUUAGGAUGGACAUAAUUGUAAAUAUUUAGCGUUUUAAAUACGGUGCCUCGUAUGUAUACUUGUACAUUUACAAGAGUGUGUGCUACGAAUACAAAUGCAUUUUUCCUUUUCUCAUUCCGCGGUUUCCACUCGAAACCGGAAACGCAGCCAUGCUCGACAUGACCUUAUAAGUACAUGCCAAAAAAAAAAAUGGUACACUGCUCAAGUUGGUUCAGGGGCACAGCGUUUUGCGAGGACUCCCAAGAUCAAAAUCGAAUCCUUAUUUCUGAACAAUUUCAUCGACGGUGCGUCACACACUUAAAACCACGUUAAAAUAUGCUUUCGUUUAACGAUUUAGUUUAUUAACGCGGAGAAAAUGAAUGAAUUACUCUCCCAAGACUGAGGAACAUUUGAUAACAGUUUGUUAGAACGUUUAAUCCUAACGGACGUGUUAUUAGUUACGUGUUCGUACUUUAUUCCGCUUGGCAAAUUGAAUUGGUGCUUCCAACGCUCUAGGGUUCGUGAAACGGAUUAAUUAGAGGGUAAAAGAAAGCCGAUGAUCAUGAUGGACGUCGUCAUCGUCUCUGUAUCGUUUCCCACGAAAUCGUGCAAGAUCCGUUUCGUAACUGUACAUUAUGUGCUAAUACUUUUACCGGAUAAUUACUGAAAAGAGUUCUCCGCACGGAACACGUUCAAGAGAGAGAGUAAGACAGUUCUUAUGCAAUUAUCUCGCGGUGUCAUAACGUGAUAUAAUUCUAGAACGGCAUCGAUCAAAAUUGUAGAAAUUAUUUCUAAUAAUUGAGAAAGACUUGAUUUCCGUUUUCGUCCUCGAGCGGGACGGUGUCGUUCCGAGAUUUAAUCGAAGCAUCCCCCGUUAAAAGCCGUGUAAAAUCGCGUAUGUAAAUACCCCUAUUACCUCUAAGCGUUUAGAAUAAGUAUUCGUAAAUGGUACUACUUUUUACACGAUUAGUCACUACGAACGGGCAAAGAACGUUGAAAUUCUAAAGGCAGGCACGUUACGCCUCCGGAUUUUUCUAAGCCAUUUCAUCGUUUACAAAUAUUGUACAUUUGAAUAUUUUACGGAGAUAGUAUAAUAAAAAGAUAUAUUUAAUUUUGCUAUUCGUCGAGAAUCAAAUUUUCGAGAACGAUUUAGUUAUAGUAUUUAUACUUUCAUUCUUUCAAUGGAUGCCAUUCUUUGAUGUUAAUUUAGACAGUAAUUUAAAAAAGUAUUCUAUUUUCAGAGAUAAUAUGAUUAGAAUUAUUUAAUCGUGCAAUUUAUUUUUUUUUAAAUGGACAAUUGGCAGGUAUGAUAGUAAAUGAGUGAGAUAAUAAAGUCUGUGUACAUAACGUCGUUAAGGGUACUUUCGUUAGCUCAGGAGAUGAACAAACUUAAUUAAUAGUAUUUUGUAAAAAUGCCAAUGGGAGUACCCUUGACGAUCAUACAACAUGCACACACUUACCACUUGUACGUGUAUUUGCACAUUUUUUUUUUUACCACCCCGAAACAUCUUUCUCAGAAUUAAAAUGAUUACGAAAUGUGAGACGACAUGUUCCUUUGAUGAAACGUGUUAUACUUUUCUUAAUCGCAGGAAGUGUAUUAAUUAUUUAAUUACUCAGUAACGAAAAAUUGCAUUGUUCCGAGUUUUGUCAUUUCUGACGUACAAGUGCGGUCUGUAUUCUGUGCCUUAUCGUAAUUGACUCUCGAGAGUGUCUCUUUAAACCGGAGGAAUGUUGAGUGGGGUCGUUGGUCAUAAUAAUAAAAUUUCACAGCGUAGAAUUAAUAUUACGAUUCGUUUCAAAUAUAAAUGCUUUGAGGAGUUUGUUAUUAUGAUUGACACGCGGAGCAGAUUAAAUCCGAUAAGAAAGUUCGCUAUUAUUUUAAUUAGACAUUCGAUUGUUGUACACUGAAUCUCUUUCGACUGCGCACCAAAGGAAAACAGUGUCAGACUGAAAAGAGAUUAGGAGAAUAAAAUUCUACGUGUUACGAAUAGUCAAUGAUAAAAAGUCUUCUGUGUCAAUACAUUGCUAAUGUGUUAACUUUUAAGUACCCUUAGUGGAACUUUUCAUUAUAGCCAAUUGAAUUCAUUCUAAUAACAGUCAAUACGUAAUCCAAUUUUUUAAACCGUUUAACUAAUGAAAGUUGAAGUAAUCAAAAGGAAUUUCUAUACUGUUCGUUAAAUGAAAGUUUUUCAUCGUAAUUUAAAGUGUAUCUAAUAAAAGUUUAGGUUUACAACUUUCAGUAUUAUCUCGUAACUUUUAUAAAUUUUCAAUGUUCUAUCUCUGGGUGGAAUGAAUAAACAAAAAAAAAAAAAAAACAACUGUACGCACUUUCCGUUAGAUGCAACAAAAGCAUGUACGAUAAAUUCUUGUAAGAAACAAUGUUCUAUCGCUUCUCGCAUUUCUCUUUACAUUGCCGACCGUCGAUCGACGGCUCGAAACAAAAGGAAAGUAAUUAUUAAUUGAUACAUAAGUUCAAUCAAAUAUACCGAGCAUGUACAUUGUGUAUGAUACAUAAAAAUGUUUAAACGUUAUAUAUAUGUAUAUGAGCUAAGUAAUAAUUGUGAAAAUGCCUAUGGCCGUCAUUUAAUUACGUGAAAAUGAAACCCGACUUAACUGUGUCUCUGUAUAUAUGUAAAGUUGUAUUUUUUCAAAUAACAGCAUAGAAAAAUAAAACAAAGUGGUUUUCAAUAAAAAUUCACUUUUAUCUCGA